AGUCAGCUGCACUCGUCGCAGGUAGCCACAGUUUGCCAGCCAAGGGAGAGAAAGAUGGAGAUCCCGGUGGUUGAUCUCAAGGGCCUCGCCGGCGCCGACGACGACGACAGGUCGCGCACCAUGGCGAAGCUCCACGAGGCCUGUAAGGACUGGGGCUUCUUCUGGGUGGAGAACCACGGCGUGGACGCGGCGCUUAUGGAGGAGGUGAAGCGCUUCGUGUACGGCCACUACGACGACCACCUCAAGAACAGGUUCUACGCCUCCGACCUCGCCAAGAAUCUGACGACGAAGGACGACGUCGGUGGCGGCGGCGGCGACGGCGACGGCGCGCUCUCCGAGAACGCCGACUGGGAGACCACCUACUUCAUCCAGCACCGCCCCAAGAACAACGCCGCCGACUUCCCGGAGAUCCCGGCGGCGGCGAGGGAGGCGCUGGACGCGUACAUCGCCCAGGUGGUGUCCCUCGCCGAGCUGCUCGCCGAGUGCAUGAGCCUCAACCUGGGCCUCGACGCCGCCCGCCUCCGGGACGCCUUCGCGCCGCCGUUCGUCGGGACCAAGUUCGCCAUGUACCCGGCCUGCCCGCGCCCGGACCUCGUCUGGGGCCUCCGCGCCCACACCGACGCCGGCGGCAUCAUCCUGCUCCUCCAGGACGACGCCGUCGGCGGCCUCGAGUUCCACAGGGCCGGCCGCGAGUGGGUCCCCGUCGGCCCGACGGAGCGCGGCAGGCUGUUCGUCAACAUCGGCGACCAGGUGGAGGUGCUCAGCGGCGGGGCGUACAAGAGCGUCGUCCACCGCGUCGCCGCCGGCACCGAGGGCCGCCGCCUGUCCGUGGCAACGUUCUACAACCCCGGCCCGGACGCCGUGGUCGCGCCGGCGACGGCGGCCGCGGCGGCGGCGCCGUACCCGGGGCCGUACAGGUACGGCGACUACCUGGACUACUACCAGGGCACCAAGUUCGGCGACAAGGCGGCCAGGUUCCAGGCCGUCAAGAAGCUGUUCGGUUAGUUAAUUAAAUCGUCAUUACGUGCACUAAUCCGGGUUUAUUGUACGUGUUUAGUAUAAGUAAUUAUAUUGUCAGGUCGUUGUAGUAGUAGUUAAUUUGUGAUGAGAUUUAGUUAAUAUUUGUCGCCGCCGGCCAUGUCGGUCAUUGUACGCACUGGCAGCAACGUAAAAGUAUUUUGUGCCUCUGUCAAAGACAAAUGUCGCCUUCGUGUACAUAUUGGGUUCCUGCCUGUUGCAGUGUCUCAUGCAUGUGAUGUGACUAC
Molecule: messenger RNA, 1265 nt
Organism: Oryza brachyantha (malo sina)
Lineage: Eukaryota; Viridiplantae; Streptophyta; Magnoliopsida; Poales; Poaceae
Product: 1-aminocyclopropane-1-carboxylate oxidase 1-like
Exons: 2
Coding region: 55-1005 (316 amino acids)
Source: RefSeq, a predicted model, not a curated record